Spodoptera littoralis (African cotton leafworm) is the source of this 2386-nucleotide messenger RNA. NCBI's taxonomy places the organism in Eukaryota, Metazoa, Arthropoda, Insecta, Lepidoptera, Noctuidae. The record is from the annotation of a GenBank genome assembly.
AUGGCAAGCGUGAGUGUUAUGGCAAACCGUUGCAAGAUCAAAGCGCUUCGCGCAAAGACCAACACAUACAUCAAGACUCCGGUUCGCGGCGAGGAACCGGUAUUUGUAGUAACUGGACGCAAGGAGGACGUCGGUCGUGCCAAGCGCGAGAUUCUCUCAGCGGCCGAGCACUUCUCUCAGAUCCGCGCAUCACGCAAGUGUGGAGCUGCACCACCACCACCAGCUGGCGCGCCCGGACACGUCACUGCACAGGUGCGCGUGCCAUACCGCGUCGUGGGGCUCGUCGUCGGACCCAAGGGCGCCACUAUCAAGCGCAUCCAGCACACCACACACACGUACAUCGUGACACCAUCGCGCGAGCGCGAGCCUGUGUUCGAGGUGACGGGACUGCCUGAGAGCGUGGAGGCUGCACGCAAGGAGAUCGAGGCGCACAUCGCACUCCGCACGGGAGCUGCGGGGUCGGCAGGCACUGGAGUGCCCGCGCAGACUGACAGCGAGCCACUCGCCACGCUCUACCGCGCUGGGCUUGCGUCGCUGUUGCGGCCUGAUCAAGAAGCUGCAUUUUCAUCUGCUGGAUCUUGCUCAUCGGGAGGAUCAUCGGCGCGGCUUGGUGAUCUGCUGGGAAUCUGGUCUUCAACGGAGCGCGACGAGGGACUGGGCGAGUCACCAUCGUUCGAGUCACCAGGCGGCGGCACCGCCAAUGUGUGGGCAUGGGGCCCGACGCGGCCCUCGCCUGCAGCAUCGCCAGCACGCGCGUGCGCAGUGUGCACGGAGCGCGGCGUGGCGGCGGCGCUGGUGCCGUGCGGCCACAACCUGUUCUGCCUGGAGUGCGCGCAGCGGCUGGCGGCGGGCGGCGCGCCGUGCCCCGCUUGCUCGGCGCCGGCGCACCAGGCUAUCCGCAUCAUCUCGUAAGGCGCUGGGUACAUGCCGCCCGCGGCCGCUGCUAACACGAGUCGCACGUUCUCGUAUUAGGGAUCUUUUUUACUCGAAUCGUUAUAAAAAAAUAUUAAAAGAAGUAAAAAUCGCGUAAUCGAAAUCCUGGUGCCAAAAGUCGGCGCCUCGCCGGCACGGCCCGUCCGCCGCGCCGUACCUAUCUUAAGUCGGCAGAGUUGUUCACGAUAUAUUUUCUUAUUAUGAACGUUUUUUAUUAGGUCGUCGAGCGCGCGCCGCGCUCUUCGCCGCAGAGAGAGUCGAAAGUACGUUAUGAUAGAAAUUUCGAAAAAAACAUAAAAUUUAAAAAAAGUUGUAUAAUUAUUAUUGAUAGCGUAAUGAGAAAUCGAAAAUUUAUAAAGCUUAAUAACGUAAUAGCGUAAAGUAUUAAGAUAUUAUAAUAAUAAUAUAAUAGGCGAGGGACGGGCGGCGCGGGGAGCGGGUCGCAGCCUGUUGUCUGUUGAGAGUCUAGUGUAAUGUAAUAGAGUAAGUGCAGCGCCCGGACUGUGUCGCUGCGUGUGCGCACUGGGCGCUGGCUAGGUAAUGCGUUGUUAGGUAAUGAGUCGGUUGUGGACGCGGCCGGGCCGCAGGACUGACGCUGAUGCUGGCCGGCCCCCGCCCCGCUCCCCCGCGCGCCAUGCUCACAUUAUUUUUGACUAUGAUAUGAAUAUUCGCUUAAAUGAUAUUAUACAUACGUACACACUAUGAUUAUGAUAAUAUUAAUAUAAUGUUUGUUUUAAGCGUGUUUUAAUGUUUAGAUUUUUAUUGUAAUGUUUUUAUGAAUGAUUUUUAUCUGUAUGAUUAUUAUUAUUGAUUAUUAUUUUAUGUGUUGACAAUGUUUUUUUGUGAUUACGUGCGCCCGCGCUGCGGGCCGAGGCUGCUGUAUGUUCGUUUAGUGGUUAUGAUAUCGAAUAAUAAAUUUAAAGUAAUAAACGGUAAAGAAAUAAUACGACUCAUUCAUUAUUAUAUAAACUAUAGUAGUCUGUAGCACAUUGACUAACCAUUACCUAUGGAUACUUAUUAAGUAUUAUUAUAUUAUUGAAUAAAUUUAAAGAAUGCAUAAUUAUAUUUCAUAGGAUCAUUAUUCUGUAUAACUCUAGUUAAAUAUAACAAUAACAAAUAUGAUUGUAUAUGUAUGAGAGCGACGUUAUUGUUCAGUUACCGGGGGCUCAUUUUAUGGAUUGAUAUUUUUUAUUUUUUUACCGUUAUUAGUUUUUGACUUACUCAUGUAAAAAUACGCGAGAAUAAAAUAUCAGCCUAUUAGAUUAUAUUUUAAAAAAUAAUGGUUACGUAAAAUGAACCCCCGCCGUACGUAGUAAUCCAGUGAUUUCGAUAAUUUUAUUUUCAUAAUAAAAUGGGUAGACGCUUUAGGUUCAAAUAACGUUGUGAGAUUUGUGAAAUUUUGUAGACUACAUAUCUUAUUAUAAAUCUAAUAUAAACUAUAACUUUCGAACUU